Messenger RNA from Ipomoea nil (Japanese morning glory), 348 nucleotides. Its product is annotated as metalloendoproteinase 2-MMP-like. The transcript has a single exon. Gene Ontology annotation, molecular function: metalloendopeptidase activity; zinc ion binding. NCBI's taxonomy places the organism in Eukaryota, Viridiplantae, Streptophyta, Magnoliopsida, Solanales, Convolvulaceae. The record is from RefSeq and is a predicted model, not a curated record. Gene Ontology annotation, cellular component: extracellular matrix. The coding region runs from base 1 to 348 and encodes 115 amino acids. Gene Ontology annotation, biological process: extracellular matrix organization; collagen catabolic process; proteolysis.
AUGGCGUCUAACCCGGCCGCGGAAAGGGGGAUUCCAUACCCGAAUGCUUUUGGGUUUAUCAGAGCGUUGCAGGGAUCCAAGAAAGGAGACCGCGUGGAAGGACUGUACAAUCUCAAGAAGUAUCUCAAAAAUUUUGGUUAUAUUGAUCAUCUUUCUUACAGCAGCAGCUCCGCCGAAGCAGAUUACUUCUCCGAUCAACUGGAGUCCGCCGUCAAAACUUAUCAGACCUACUCCCACCUUAAUCCCACCGGAGUUUUGGACGCCGACACUGUAUCACAGAUGAUGAAGCCUCGAUGUGGAAUGCCGGAUAUCACUGGAGGCGUCAACGUAAUGCAGAGGCGUAAAUAA